CAAGGAGAAAUGCUUCCGGGUCAUUUUGAGAGCCAACAUUGCACGUUUUUGGUGAAAAGGCAGAAGAAAAUAAGUAAAGAUGGGUAUCUUGGAAAAGAUCGCCGAGAUUGAGGCCGAGAUGAAUCGGACCCAGAAAAACAAAGCUACUAUGGGUCAUUUAGGUUUGCUGAAGGCUCGGCUUGCCAAACUACGACGAGAGCUAAUUGAGCCUAAAGGAGGUGGUGGAGGAGCAGGGGAGGGAUUCGAUGUGGCCAAGACUGGAGAUGCCAGGAUAGGAUUUGUAGGGUUCCCAUCCGUGGGUAAGUCAACCCUACUUAGUAACCUGGCUGGAGUUUAUUCAGAAGUGGCUGCCUAUGAGUUCACCACACUUACAACAGUACCUGGUGUCAUCAGGUACAAAGGAGCCAAAGUACAGCUGCUGGAUUUGCCUGGUAUUAUUGAAGGUGCUAAAGACGGAAAAGGUCGAGGAAAACAGGUGAUAGCCGUUGCCAGAACAGCAGGGUUAAUUUUUAUAGUACUUGAUGUGCUGAAACCUUUACAACACAAAAACCUUAUAGAAAAGGAAUUGGAGGGGUUUGGUAUCCGACUCAACAAGGAACCACCACAAAUUGGAUUCAAGAGGAAGGAUAAAGGAGGCAUCAACUUGCAAACAUUGGUUACACAGAGUGAGUUGGACCUUGAUUUAGUAAAGACAAUUCUGAACGAAUAUAAGAUCCACAAUGCCGACAUUGUCCUCCGAGUUGAUUCCACGUCAGAAGAACUCAUUGAUAUGAUAGAAGGAAAUCGGGUCUACAUCCCCUGCAUAUACCUGCUCAACAAAAUAGACCAAAUUUCCAUUGAGGAGUUAGAAGUUAUUUACAAAAUACCUCACUGUGUGCCGAUAUCAGCCCAUCACAAGUGGAACUUUGACGACCUCCUGGAGAAGAUGUGGAACUACCUCGGCCUUACCAGAAUAUACACCAAACCUAAAGGACAGUUGCCAGAUUACACCUCGCCAGUUGUUUUAAAAGAUGGGAAGAGUUCAAUUGAAGAAUUUGCCAACAAACUCCACAGAAGUUUACUGAAAGAAUUCAAAUAUGCAUUGGUGUGGGGAUCAUCAGUAAGGCAUCAACCUCAGAAAGUUGGAAAGGAUCAUAUUCUAAAUGACGAAGAUGUGGUCCAAAUUGUGAAAAAAGUCUGAGAUUGACUGUUACCUGUUCCUGAGUUAUUGACUGCUCCACAUCAAAGAAGGAAAUCUACAGCAUCUGGUGAAAUUCAUAAUUCUUGGAUUUCCUUGGAAAAUUAAAAUUGCUGAUACAUUGGUUAUAGUCGGAAGAUUACAGACCGUUACACAUUAGAAUGUGUUUGUUAACAAAAACACCGACAGAUAGGUUCAUGUGAAUUUGCUGAGAUAUCAAGAUGGAAAUGGAUUCCUAAAUUUUAUUUUUACUAAAAUAUAAAUGUAGAGAUGAAUUCACGAACAAUACUGAAGUAUGCAUCUACAUUGAAGGAUGAAUUCAUUUGAAUUUACUGUAGCAUCUAUGUACGAUUGAUUCAUGUGAAUUUACUGGAAUAUUUACAUAGAUAUAUAAUAACACAAUAAUAUAGUGAUUGAUUCAUGUGAAUUUACAAAAAUUACAACAUGGAGGAAUGGAUUUAUGUGAAUUUACUGAAACAUCUACAUUGAGGAAUGGAUUUAUGUGAAUUUACUGAAACAUCUACAUGAAGAUUUGGAGUAAUGUGACUUUUGUAAAAUAUCAGCUGUAACAGUUGAAGUUGUACUUAUUGGUAUCAGAAGGACAAAAAUUCUGUAUUGACAUUGAAUUUGAAGAAUCAGAAUCUGUUUCUUCAAAAAGUGAACUUUACCCCCAUUAAAAUGCUUCAAGUUUUACA
Molecule: messenger RNA, 1872 nt
Organism: Mizuhopecten yessoensis (Yesso scallop)
Lineage: Eukaryota; Metazoa; Mollusca; Bivalvia; Pectinida; Pectinidae
Product: GTP-binding protein 128up-like
Exons: 10
Coding region: 80-1180 (366 amino acids)
Biological process (GO): cytoplasmic translation
Cellular component (GO): cytoplasm
Molecular function (GO): GTPase activity; GTP binding
Source: RefSeq, a predicted model, not a curated record